AUGAGCAUCAAUGUGUUGCUGAUUGUAAGAAUUGAGAAUUGUUUUGCAUUUUACAGAUUCUAUAAACAGAAAAGUAGAUUUGAAUAUGAAAUGACAAUUUUCUUGGCAACUGUGAAAGUUGUAAAUUCCUUCUCAGCCCAAAAUGCCAAUGGAUCGAUCUACAUAAUAAUUUGUGAAUGGGUAUUCGAUUUGUUUUUACUCUGCAAUGCACUUUGUUAUGCUCUCUCUUUUUGCACUAUUAUCAUAUUUGUUCUUAUUGUGAUAUUUGGACUUAUCAGAGGAGAUUUCCCUAUUGUAAACCGAGGCUUGUCUCCAGAAGAGUUGUAAACAUUGACAAGAAAACCGUGGAUCGAAUAUUAGGUACCAUAAUAAGAAGACUGUCCUAUCUGCUUAUGUCAAUUGGAAUAGAUGGAAAUUGUGGUCUAAUUGCCUAAAUGUAAUCAUUAUUUUCAUGAUAUUUGCAUUGAUGAAUGGCUUAAUGCAAAACCUUUGUGUCCAUCCUGUAGAAAUAAUGUGAGAAUGGCAUUACUAAAUGAUUGA
Paramecium tetraurelia is the source of this 540-nucleotide messenger RNA. RefSeq lists its product as uncharacterized. The transcript has 3 exons. NCBI's taxonomy places the organism in Eukaryota, Ciliophora, Oligohymenophorea, Peniculida, Parameciidae. The record is from RefSeq and is a predicted model, not a curated record.